AUGUCGGAGAAGAAGCGCGCCCCCGGCCCGCGCAAGGACGAGGUGGUGACACGCGAGUACACCGUCAACCUCCACAAGCGCCUCCAUGGAUGGUAUACUCCCUCCUCACCCGCCCCCUCCAUUCCCGAGCUCCGCGCUCCCGGUAGAUCCGCUAGUCAGAUUCCGCCUCCGGGCUUCACGGGGUGUCGCCAUGGCGCUUACGGGUGUUAUUAA
Messenger RNA from Triticum turgidum subsp. durum (durum wheat), 213 nucleotides. NCBI's taxonomy places the organism in Eukaryota, Viridiplantae, Streptophyta, Magnoliopsida, Poales, Poaceae. The record is from the annotation of a GenBank genome assembly.